AUGGAAUCUCCUGAACUCUACACUAAGCGAGCUUCUGUGUGGGUGCCGGAUCCUGAGGAAGUGUGGGUGUGUGCUCAGCUCGAACAGGACUACAGACCUGGAGACCAGCAACUCACAAUAAAGCUGAGCGAUGGAAAAGUCAUAGAGUUCCCAGUGUCCUCCACUGCUGGUCUUCCACCGCUGGGAAACCCAGAUAUUCUGGAGGGUGAAAAUGACUUAACAGCGCUUAGUUUUCUGCACGAACCGGCUGUGCUCCACAACCUGCGUGUUCGCUUUCUCCAUUACAACAGCAUCUACACCUAUUGUGGAAUUGUAUUAGUGGCCCUGAACCCAUAUGAACAGCUUCCCAUCUAUGGAGAAGAAGUGAUUGAUGCAUACCGCGGUCAAGACACGGCUGAUAUGGACCCGCAUAUUUUCUCCAUAGCUGAGGAUGCCUACCGUACCAUGAGCAGGGAGGAGAAGAACCAGUCUAUUAUCAUUAGUGGUGAGUCAGGCUCUGGAAAAACUGUGUCUGCUAAGUUCACCAUGCGCUACUUUGCUGUGGUUGGAGGAGCAACUCAGCAGACCAGUGUAGAGGAGAAAGUUUUGGCAUCCAAUCCUAUUAUGGAGGCCAUUGGAAAUGCUAAAACUACUCGCAAUGAUAACAGCAGCAGGUUUGGAAAGUACAUUGAGAUUGGCUUUGGAUCUAAAGGACAUAUAAUUGGAGCAAACAUGAGGACGUACCUGUUGGAAAAAUCUAGAGUUGUUUUUCAGGCUCCUGAGGAAAGAAAUUAUCAUAUCUUCUACCAGCUUUGUGCCUCCAGAGACCUACCAGAAAUGAGGGCACUCAAACUUAACUCUGCUGAAUACUUUCGAUAUACUAAUCAAGGACAAAAUGUAAACAUACCAUGCAUAGAUGAUGCAGUGGAGAUGGAGCACACUCGGAAUGCUUUGACUAUUCUGGGAGUGCCACCUGACCAGCAGAUAGAGCUCUUUCGGAUCUUGGCAGCUGUCCUCCAUCUUGGGAAUGUCAAUAUUGAAUCCAGUGGCAGAGGAGGCGAGCGCAGCUACAUCAGUGCAGAUGACCGCUCUCUGGUGCUCUUCUCUAAACUGAUGGGGGUAGAGGGACCUCAGAUGGCCCACUGGCUUUGCCAUCAGCGAUUAGCUGUGGGUGGAGAGCUUUUGGUAAAGCCUAUGCCAGCACAGAAGGCCAAUGAGGCACGAGACGCUCUGGCUAAACAUGUGUAUGGGCAGCUGUUCAGCUGGACUGUACAGAGGCUAAACUUGGCUCUUAGAGCCAAGAGAGAGAAUCCCAAAACCUCCAUUGGAGUGCUUGACAUCUAUGGAUUUGAGACUUUUGACAGAAAUAGUUUUGAGCAAUUCUGCAUCAAUUAUGCUAAUGAGAAACUUCAGCAACAGUUCAACAAGCACGUUUUCCAGUUGGAGCAGGAGGAGUACGUGCGAGAGGAGUUACCCUGGAACCGUAUUGAGUUUAGUGACAACCAACCAUGCAUCACCCUCAUAGAGGGGUCUCUAGGCCUGCUGGACCUGUUAGAUGAGGAGUGCAGACUUCCUAAAGGCUCAGAUGAAAACUGGGCACGGAAAAUCUAUGACCAGCACCUGAACCGAAGCCCCAACUUUCAAAAGCCCCGGAUGUCCAACACAGCGUUUAUUAUACUUCACUUUGCAGACAUGGUCCAGUAUGAAUGUAAUGGAUUUUUAGAUAAGAAUCGUGACACUAUAUUUGAAGAACCCAUCAAUAUAAUGAGAGCCAGUCAGUUAGAGUUGGUGGCAGAGUUGUUCCAGAAGGAGUCAGCAGAAUCAGCACACGCUUCUGUGCCUAAUGGUAGUGUGCGCACAGGGAAAAGGGCUCACCGUGAGCACAAACUGACUGUGGGCUUCCAGUUUCGCCAGUCCCUGCAGCUCCUGAUGGACACACUGAACAACACUACCCCUCAUUAUGUCCGCUGCAUCAAACCCAAUGACCUCAAACAGCCUUUCAUGUUUGAUCCAAAGAGAGCAGUACAGCAGCUACGAGCCUGUGGGGUGCUGGAGACUAUCCGUAUUAGUGCUGCAGGCUAUCCAUCCAGGUGGACAUAUGAGGAGUUCUUCAUCCGCUACAGAGUUCUCCUUCGUGGCUUGAACGUUCAGGAGGAUUUGCGUUCAUCCUGUCAGAAAGCAAUCCCUGCCCUCAUUCCAGAUCCUGAGCAGUACUGCUUUGGGAAGACAAAGGUCUUUUUCCGGUCAGGUCAGGUGGCCGUGUUGGAGAAGCUAAGGGCUGACAGGUUGUGGGCAGCUGGGGUAAUUAUCCAGAGCUGGGUGAGGGGUUACAUCCAGCGACGGCGCUACCUGCAGAUUCGCUGGGCCACUUUCACCCUGCAGAGAUACACUCGGGGAGCUCUGGCCCGCAGGCUGGCUUGGACACUGAGGUACACACGAGCAGCUCUGGUCAUACAGAAGACAUACAGAAUGAUGAUGAUACGACAGCUAUAUCUUACUGUCAGAAAGGCCACCAUUACCAUCCAGGCAUUUACCAGAGGCAUGCAGACACGCCGCGCUUACAGAAUGGUCCGUGUGGAGCGGGCGACCGUAUGUCUGCAGGCAUGGGUGCGCUGCUGGCUUGCUCGACGCUGGUUCAGGCAUGUUAGGGCAGCGGUGGUGCUGAUGCAGUGUUGUGUGCGCAGAAGGAUUGCAUGUACAGAACUCAAGAGGCUGAGGGUCGAGGCACGCUCUGUGGAGAAGUACAGGGAGCUCAACAAGGGCAUGGAGGUCAAACUCAUGCAACUGCAGCUACGUGCUGAUCAGCAGGCCAGAGAGAGUGCGUCUCUUCGUGAAACUCUCAAUGCUGAGCGUAAGUCUUACAGCGGUAAGAUAGAACAGCUAAAUCUGGCCAUGCUCAAACUGCAGCAACAGCUCGAUGAGCAGAACCUGGCCGUUCCUUCUCUAAACGCUAAACAGGAAGAGGAGAUAAAAAGAGCUGAGAAAAAAGCAGCCCAGGAGAUCCAGUGCCUCACACAGGAAAUAAAAGCUUUGAAAGUGGAGAGGGAGUGUUUGGAAAAGGAGAGAGAUGAUCUUGCUACUCGUUUAUGGGAGCGUGAAAAGACUGAAGAAGAGAACAAGCAGAAGUCAGAAACACAGGCAGGAGCAGCACUACAGGCUGAGUUGGAGGAGGAAAGAAGGAGAUAUCAGGGCUUGCUGAGAGAGUUUACACGCUUAGAACAGAGAUACGAUAACCUGAGAGAUAUGAGCAUGCUUCCUACUGCUGAGCGCUGGCAGGGACACAGAAGGACUGACUCCAUUCAAAGUUUGACUCUGGAGCCACUUUCUCCGACCUUUUGCAGCUCUCCAGACUUUUCUUCAUCUGAGGAGAGCCGGAGAAUCAGUGUCACCUCCCCAUUCGACAAGAGAUUCCCAAUUUAUGAGGCACCCAUGAAUGGGUUGAUGGAAGAUUUGGGAGUGUCUAAAGACACAUCAGAUAAAAUGCACGGAGAAGAUCUUCGACAUGCCUAUGAUGCUGUCAGGGUGGCCAACAAGUUUCUGGAGAAGCAGUUGCUGGCUCAGAGAGCUGAGUGGGAGCAGGGGAAAGCUGAUCUCACCCUUCAGCUUCAGGAAGCUCAGACUAAAGAUGUUCCACUUAGCAAAGAACUGAAGGUGAUUGAGUUAAUGGAGGUCCGGGAACAGGAGUGCUGCAGGUUGAGAAGGGAAAUGAAAGAGCUGAAGAACACAGUGCUACUCAGAAGAAUUCUCUCUAACCCAGGCCUGUCUGUGUUGCCAUCUCAGGAGCUGUUAUGUUCCCCUCAACACCUGAACUCCACAAUGACUGGACUACUGGAGUGUAGGAAGAGAGAUGAGAGCAAGCUGAUUAAAAAUCUUAUCACAGAUAUACGGGUGGAUGUGGCUCUGUCUCUGGCACCAGGCUUGGCAGCACAGCUGCUUUUCCUGUGUGUGCGCCAAGCAGACUUCAGCAGAGACGAAGCUCGAGCCAAAGGCCUUUGUACCGCUGCACUGUCUGCCAUCAAAGCAGCCCUGAAGAAACACACUGGGGAUUUAGACAUGACGGCUCUGUGGCUAAAGAACGCCUACCUGCUUAAAGAUCUACUCACUCAGCACUCACCCACACAGGAGUUUGGCAGAGGGGAAGAUGUGAUCCCCCUGCAGGUGGAGCUGAGGGAGCAGGUGCGGGCACUCAAUGAUUUGUGUAUUCAGGCCUACCAGCAGCUCCUCUCCAUCUCUGAGAGUCGACUGCAGCCCAUGAUCGUUCCAGCCAUGCUGGAGAGUGAGACCAUCCCCGGUAUGUCAGGAGCAGUGGUGAAACUGAUAAUUUCUCGUAAGCGUGCUGGUUCAGACCCUCGACCUGCAAGCUCUUCAGAUGGAGCCACCAUGGCGACUGUGCUAAAGGAGCUGACUGCUCUGCACACUGCAAUGCAGCGACAGGAACUUCCUUCUGCCCUGAUAGAACAAGCUUUCCGCCAACUCAUACACCUGCUAGCUGCCAGUGCUCUCAACAGUCUGCUACUGCGCAAAGACAUGUGCUGCUGGAACCGGGGCCUGCAGAUCCGCUACAAUGUAAGUUUGCUGGAGGAGUGGCUGCGAAGUCACGGACUGCAGACAGGUGGCGCUGGAGCUGCACUGAUGCCCCUCAUCCAGGCUGCACAGCUUCUCCAAAUGAGCAAGAAGACCGAGGCAGAUGGACAGGCCAUAGAUCAAACAUGCAACUCCCUGUCCAGCCAGCAGAUUAUAAAGAUUUUGUCCCAGUACACUCCACAAAGUGAUGCUGAAGAAAGGGUGACGCUCAAUUUCAUCCGCAUAGUUCAGGGGCUGCUGAAGGGGCGCACAGAACAAAACCCUGCGCCACUGCUGCUGGAUGUCCGUAAGGUUUUCCCCGUCACCUUUGUGUAUGCGCCGAUCCCAUCAAUCAGUGCUGAGCAGCUGCACAUCCCUGAGACGCUCAAGAUUAACUUCCUGCGCAGAGUCUGAAUGAACGCUCACAAUAACCAGCCACCCACACACGCCCUUAAUAUAGUCCUCUUCAAGUUUACAUUUACAAAACAA
Messenger RNA from Trichomycterus rosablanca, 5031 nucleotides. RefSeq names its product unconventional myosin-Vc. Gene Ontology annotation, biological process: vesicle transport along actin filament; actin filament organization. Bases 1 to 4956 code for a protein of 1651 amino acids. The transcript has 34 exons. Gene Ontology annotation, cellular component: cytoplasm; myosin complex; actin cytoskeleton. NCBI's taxonomy places the organism in Eukaryota, Metazoa, Chordata, Actinopteri, Siluriformes, Trichomycteridae. The record is from RefSeq and is a predicted model, not a curated record. Gene Ontology annotation, molecular function: ATP binding; microfilament motor activity; actin filament binding.